GAGCGCGGAAGCGAGCAGACGACACCUCUUAAAAACAGGUGGACCUCGCCGGAUGCCGGUCAAUCGUCGCUCGGCAAGCAACGGCCGCAGCGCACACGCAUCGAGUACGGCGUGCUGUCGGACGCCGAAGAAAAGCACCGCUUCGAAUUUUUUGCGCCAUCAGAGGACCUGGGAUACCCGAUGUUAGAUCGGAGACCGUGAAACGGACUGCGACAUCACCACGAAGGGGGUUGUUUUAAAGGGGGACAUUUUUUCCUGUCCUGCGGUGGACGACGAACUUCACUGGCUGACAACUCGCUGACGGUUGUUCGCACUUUUUGUUUCUUUUUUUGUUUGGUUCGCCGUUUUUGUUGUUCCGCACCCGUCCGCCCCGACGUGCUAAGAAGAGUCGUCGACUGUCCAUCGACGACGUGAAACAAGAAGUUGACCACGACGCCUAGUUCUCGUCGCCUGAGUCGCACGAACAACAUGGCGAUUCCCCGGAGACUGGCGUUGCCCGUGGCGCUCGUUUUGGCCACAGCGGUGGCCGCCUGUCUGAUCCCAUUGGCCGAGAGCAGAGCUCUGAAUAUCAAGAAGAGAGCUGCUUUUUACAUCGCCAACGACACUGUGUGCAACGUCGACGGCGUGCUUUACCGGAGCGGUGACCCCAUCCCAACGGAGGACCCGUGCGAAACAUGCAAGUGCCGUCCACCUGGCUUCGCCUGCACGCUGCGAGAGUGUGAGGUGAAGCCCAACUGCAAAGCUGUCCGCCGAGAGGGUCAGUGCUGCCCGGAGUACCACUGCGGCUGUGAGCAAGACGGCAAGUUCUACAAGGAUGGCGAAGUGGUUCCCAGCCCGCAGAGCCCGUGCUACGUGUGCUACUGCCAGGGCAGCUCCAUCAGCUGUUCACUGGUCGCCUGCCAAUUCCGAGGCGACUGUGAGCCGCGAUACGUGGACGGCGAGUGCUGCCCGCGCUACGACCACUGCCCACCAACAGAGGACCCAUCGGUCACAACAACCGUCCAGCUACCGUGGUCGCCCUUCACGAGCCCGCGUUCGACAGGCCGGUUCUUCACCACGCGGUUCCAACCGACGACGAUUCCCGGUACCGGAUCGUCCACCCACGUACCCGGUGGAAGCACGAGACACGGCGCACCGGUUACGCGAUUCGAACCAACAACCAUUCCUGGCCUGUCUCACCGUGCACCAGGCGCAAUUACGAAGGGCGGUGUGCUGUUUACACGGACCGCCUUCCCGACCUCCACCGAGUCUACAAAAACCACCGAGCGCUUCCGCCCUGAGCAGACAGCGUUUCCCAGCUCGUUGUACGACGACCUGUCUUCCCCUCAACCCGUUCCUGACGUUACCAAUCCCGUGAAGAGGUACACGACUCACCUGCCACCACCGGAAGAAACGGAAAGCACCUCAGACGCUGCAGGCGGAGCCCAAAGCACCGACUCCAUGAAGCCACUGGAAGCUGCUGUACAGAGUCAGGACGUUGAUGACAAGCUCAAGUCGACGGUGGGCAAGGACGCCGCCGGAACCACCGCUGCAGUAGGCGGUACCGACGGUGAGGCUCGCACCGUGGCACGGCACAUUUUCCCCGCAACUAUUGUACCUGGUGCAGCAGUUCCCGUCGUUCCGGCUGUGCUCCCAGAAGCUGGUCCAGUCGUGAUCGCCAAUGUUCCUGUUCACCCAGUGGUCACAACUGUGGGACUCGGAACUGUUCAGCCCACCGUCACUGGAACUGUGCUGCAUACUGAUGGAGGCGUCGGGGCGACGUCGUCCACCGGGAUACAAGGAGGAGCAGUAACCGGGGAAGGAGCUCUUUCCACCUCUUCCGGUACCGUCAUGGCGGGAGCUGAUCAUUCUGGAACCGCCCCCGCUGUCGAAACCUAUCAUGGUGCAGCAGUCGACAGUGCUGCGACCACAGGUGCCUCUGUGGGAGACGCUACGCACGCCCUGGCUGCUAGCGACGCCACAACUCAAGACGACGCGUCCUCUCCGAUGGUCACUGCUACUUCCGAGCUACAUAACGGUGCUUCCAGCACUGGUGCAGUAACGGAUGCCUCAACAUCCACGUCUGGCGUAAAUACUGACAGUACAAUUCACGCGAUGGCGACAGCAAGCGGCCAUGUCGAGGGAACCGAUCAGGCUGCACCAGAAGGCGUUACAGCUUCGCAGACACUUACACCAGGUGCUGCUUCCGUUUCAACAGAAACUACUAGCACUUCGGGCCCAACUGACCCCGCCAGCACCGCUGCAGGAAACGUCCCAGAUGCGACUGUCACUCACACAGCGGAAGCCGGCACCGGUGGAGCCACUGAUCUCUCCGCUGGAGCAGAUGCCAGUAGCACGUCUGCGCACCAAAGCGACUCUGCUGGGGACACCGCAAAGAAAGCCAGCGAUUGCGGUUCUGCGACUAUGCUCGCCGAUGCUCCUGCCCCUGCGUCGGCUGCUACUGACUCCUCUGCAACGAACCCCAUCGAUUCUAAAUCAGGUCCGACUACCGGCGAAGCAGGCUCUGCAGCUACUUCCUCUGGUGCUGUCCCCGCAAAAGCUUCCGGUGAUGCUGCACCAGUGACGGGUUUCGCUGAUGCUUUCCCAGCAGCGUCUAACGGUGACGCUACAUCAGCCUCGGCUCCAGGCAAUGAUGCCGCAGCCACCACUACCGCCGACGCCACCCCUGCACCAGCUUCCGGCGACGCUACCCCUCCAUCGCCAUCCGUACCAGCAACGCCUUCCGGUGACGCUGCGCCUGCCACGGAUUCCGCUGACUCUGCUCCUGCCGCCGCUUCCGGUGACGCUUCCCCUGCCGCGGCUUCUGGUGACGCUGCUCCUGCCGCGGCUUCUGGGGACGCUGCCCCUGCCGAGGCGUCCAGUGACGCUGCCCCUUCAACGCCCUCCGGUGAGGCCACACCAGUAACGGCUUUUGCUGAUGCUGCCCCAGCAGUGUCUUCCGUUGACGCUGCUUCAGCAACGGCUCCAGGCGAUGCUGCCACUGCCACCCCUGCACCAGCUGCCGGUGACGCUACUCCUGCACCGCUAUCUGGUGAUGCUACUGCAACCACUGCAAGCGGUGAGGCCCAGACACCUGCUUCGGGAGAUGCUGUUAGCGCACCAGCUUCCACUGAAUCUGUCCCCGCUACCGGUUCUAGCGACUCCACUCUUGAAACUGCAACAGGUGAUUCCGCUCUUGCAACGGGCCCUGGUGAAUCUAGCCCUGCAACUACAACCGGUGACUCCGCAGCUUCCACCACAGCUGAAAAUUCGGUCUCGACAGGCACUUCUGGUGACUCCGCUCUCGGUAACGACCUCACUAGUACACCUGAUGUUACUACAGGAAGCAUUUCUGCUGCCGGGCACGAUGAGUCAGCGUCCCCGACCACUGGGCCUAGCGCUGAAGAUCACACUGGGGAAACCACCCCGAAGCCAUUCACCAGUUCUGACACUGCCAGCGAAGCCACUCCAGCUUCUACUGAUGCCCCGGCUUCUAGUGAUGCCCCAGCUUCUACCGAUGCUCCAACUUCUACCGAUGCUCCUGCUUCUACUGAUGCUCCUGCUUCUGCUGAUGCCCCAGCUGCUGCUGAUGCCCCAGCUCCUGCUGAUGCUCCGGCUCCUGCUGAUGCUCCAGCUCCUGCUGAUGCCCCAGCUCCUGCUGAUGCUCCAGCUCCUGCUGAUGCCCCAGUUGCUACUGACGCCCCAGUUUCUACUGACGCCCCAGUUUCUACUGACGCCCCAGUUUCCACUGAUACCAGCUCUACUAGCAUUGCUGGCGCUGACUCUACAAAGGAAGGUGCCGCAAGUGCUGGAGGUGCUGGUUCAGACACGGAAGUUGGGUCAGCAACGUUUGGAAGCCGAGGUUCCGUUCAAGACGGAGAGAGUUCUGGGUCCAACGACAUCACACCAGCUCCCCCAGCGUCACCAGAGUUGACGACGCCUGCCACUGCCCCUUCACCGUCUGUUACCGAGGAUAAAGCUACCGAACAAGAAAGCAGUAGCGAAUCAAAUGCUGAGCAACCAGCAGUGCAAGGAGCCGACCAAACAACGACUACGGCGGCAUCAGUGGUGCCAGAGGCCGUUUCGACAACCGUGGGGGCUGCGUCAGUGACACCAUCAUCUACCGAGGCUGCGACUUUCGGAGACAGCCAACCGAGCAUGGCUGCCGAAGAACACCCUCUUGGUGACGAGCCUCACCAUGACGAAGGAGUGGGCUACAGCACUGAAGCUCCGAAGCAGGAAGACAAGCCAGUUACUGAUGCUCCAGCCUCUCCACCCGUGGACGAGCACCCGCUGGGUGACGCCCCAGUUGUCCCAGAUGUCAAGACUGAAGAAAAUGAGGCUGUGCCACCCAAAGACAGCAAUGAAUCUGGCGCGCCUCAGCGGGAUGAAAAAUCUAACGACGUUUCAGACAGCGCUGGUCCCGCUGAUUCAGCCACUCCAGUAGAACAAGGACCGGCUACCGAUGCUUUUGGAGCUGGAAGUGGAACCGACAGCACUUCAUCUGAGGCGCCGAAGAGUGAGGACACCACAGUUUCUCAAAACGUGGAACGUGAAGAACAUCCUGAAGGCGAGCCAGAAGCUACAACCGCACAGCCAGCGGAAACACCCAUAACUACGACAGAAGCGCCGCAUCCCGACGUGGACACCGCACAGCCAGGGGAAACACCCACAACUACGACAGAAGCGCCGCACCACGACGUGGAUGAUGACUCCGGCAGGACGCCAGUAAGCGAGACGCCAAUUGUGCCGGAAGAGGCGCACACAGUAUCACCGGACAACGAGGCAGAGAAGCCCGAAGCGUCCACUGAGCCCCCGCAGAACGAUGCACCUCCGUCAGAUGACGCAGCUACAGGCGACAGCGGCGCACCACAUGACGACGGCGCGGCUCCGGAAACCCCUGUUCCAGCAGCCGAAGGUGGUGGCGAUUUACCGCCCAUUGGCGCUGCUCCUGCGGCACCAGAACCAGCGCCACAACCUGCACCAACGCCAAAGUCAAGCAGUGGCAAUGGAGGCGGCAACGGUCACGGCCACGAGCACAAACCACACGUACACCACGAUUAUGGAGGAAGGGUUCCUCCCACGAUUGAGCAGCUCCUAGCACAGCUGAGCCCGGACACAAGACGGCAGUAUGAGCUGGACCAUGGCAUUAUUUCCACACCGUCCGGAGGAGAGCCGCCCGCGAACGGCGGCGACUCGGGACCUCCGAAGACUGACACUGAAGGCGGCUCGGCUGACGGCGACCACGCUACUCCGGCCACGAACUCUGGCGACAACCAGCCUGACACCACGACGCCCUCAUCUGCCGAUGGAGUUGGACAUGACGGUGGCGAUGAAGAUACCAAGACUAAUGAGGUGACCGAUGCUCCCAAGGCCACCGAAUUCCCUACCCGUUACACGACGACACCUCCUUCUGCGGGCGAUAAUGGCCACAACGGUGACGCGAGUGGCGACGACGAUAAAACCAAAUCGGAAGACGCUACCGCAGCCAUGACGCACGACCCAAUUGUCCAGUUAGUGAAGGCUGGCAUUCCCGACCUGCAUCUCGAAGGUGCAGAGCCCCACAGGGACAGAAGGCGUUCUGAGCGGCGGGCUCACUGAGACGACUGCUAGUGGUUUGGUAUGGCCCCAGCUUACCGACACUCUAGGUUGUGAAGCUCCCAACAGUGUGGAGUCUAGGCGCACUAUAACUGACACUGCUGCCAGGUAGGCAAGAAAAUGUGUUGUUGACGUAAGGAUUCCGCGCUGGUGAAUUUUGAAACGUAAAAUUCACUCUGAUGAAUGAAAUUGAGCUUCGCUCAAAGCAAUAACUGAACCGCUCUGUGAUCACCGUUAUCCCCGAAAAAGAAAUACCACUGGGGUUGUCAUCGAGUGAAAUCCGAUAAUCAUUUUCUAGCUUUAAACAGGAUACGACUUUGCUACCUGCAUCGGCCCUCGGGGCAGCACUUGUAUUUUUCCUUUAGGAGAACUUUAGCCAAGGGCCCACGUUGGGUCACGGAGCUUCACAACGUAGAACACCUGGCAACUUGGGGCGAUGCCUCACGCAUCUAGGGGACUGUGAUGCACACGUCAUCGGCGCCCUGAGUGUCGUCCAUCCAUUGUACAUACUCGCUGGGGUGCGGGUCACAAGCCGGGGAAACAAGCCGAGGCGCCACGUGUGCGUCUCGGCGUGGUGGCAGCUACAAAUUCUGCAUCGCAGAAAGAUGACACGCCAACAGUAACG
Rhipicephalus sanguineus (brown dog tick) is the source of this 6202-nucleotide messenger RNA. RefSeq names its product mucin-19. Gene Ontology annotation, molecular function: protein binding. Gene Ontology annotation, biological process: negative regulation of BMP signaling pathway. Bases 469 to 5580 code for a protein of 1703 amino acids. Gene Ontology annotation, cellular component: AMPA glutamate receptor complex. Lineage: Eukaryota; Metazoa; Arthropoda; Arachnida; Ixodida; Ixodidae. The transcript has 6 exons. The record is from RefSeq and is a predicted model, not a curated record.